This is a messenger RNA of Trypanosoma conorhini, 2721 nucleotides long. Its product is annotated as putative beta-adaptin 1. The record is from RefSeq and is a predicted model, not a curated record. The transcript has a single exon. Gene Ontology annotation, cellular component: membrane coat. The coding region runs from base 1 to 2721 and encodes 906 amino acids. Lineage: Eukaryota; Euglenozoa; Kinetoplastea; Trypanosomatida; Trypanosomatidae. Gene Ontology annotation, biological process: intracellular protein transport; vesicle-mediated transport. Gene Ontology annotation, molecular function: clathrin binding.
AUGCCUGGCAUUGGCCAGUUUGGCGCCUCCACCCUCUUUAGUCGUGCGUUUGAUUCAACGAUCGUCCGUGAGGACCUCCUGAGCCAAAAUGAAACUCGCCAGCUCGCUGCGCUGCAGCAGGUGCUAGCCUUUAUGACCAUUGGAAGAGACAUGUCGGGUCACUUUAGUGACGUUGCCCCCUUGUGCUCAUCUACGAAUCUGGCGAUCAAGCGUCUCGUGUACCUGUACCUCAUGCACAACAGCCACACCCAGCCGCAAAAGGCAGUCCUGCAGGCCGGAACGUUUGUAAAGGAUACACUUCACAACUCCCCACUUAUUCGGGGGGCGGCGCUGCGCACGAUGAUCUCCCUGCUUGUUCCGGCUAUGGUGGACUUUGUCACCGCCCCGCUUCAGCGCUGCCUAGAAGACAGUGACCCCUAUGUCCGUCGCAUCGCCGCCUUUGGUACGCUUAAGCUCUUUUACGUGGCGCCCAACGUUUGCGAAGAGACCGGACUUUUGGAGAAGCUCAAGAAAUUACUCCAGGAUGAAAAUGCAUGCGUGGCGGCAUCGGCAGUGGCGGCCAUUUUGGAGCUUCUCCAGCGAAAUGCCCCUGUCGCUCUGGAAGAGGCCAUUGUAGAAAACGUCCCCCGACUGCUUGAAGCUGCCAGUGACGCGACUGGUUGGUACAAGCAUUACCUUAUUGAGGGCGUUGCCGUGGCCUUUAAGAAGAAUGUAUUUGUGCUGGACCUGGAGAAGGCUACAAGGACCGUCGAUGGGGUAGUGCCUUUUCUUGCUUCCUUCAAUGUCGCUACCGUGAUGUCGGCGAUCAAGGUCGUCACGUCCUUUCUGCUGCAGGCGUCCGCUCUCUUCACCUCCUCGGACCUUGGAGGGGACUUGGGCAAUGCGGAGGAGCAGGCCUCGCAACUGCGGAGCCGCUACGGACCGCAAUUGGUUAGUGCCUGUGUCUCAUUGCUGUACGGGCCCUGUUUUGAGGUGCGAUACGCGGUGUUUCGUAACAUUCGUUUGCUGCUAAAGACGGGACUAAAGAGUUUCCUUAAGCGCCACCUAAGCGUUUUUUUCGUCAAAUACGAUGACCCCAUUUACGUCAAGCUGGAAAAGUCUGAGCUGCUGCUUGAGCUCGCCGACACGGAGGUGGGAGAGAUCGUUCUCUCCGAGUUCGCGGCUUACGCCACCGACGCAGAUGAGGAGUUGGUUCGAAAGGCAGUGCGUUCCAUUGGAUUUCUCGCGGCGAAGCUGGAGCCCCUCGCGAAGCAGUGCGUCGAAAGGCUGCUCGGUCUCAUGGACACCGGUAUUAGCCACGUUGUGCAGGAGGCUGCAGUCGUGGUGCAGACGGUUCUCCGACGCUACCCUAAUCGUUUUGUGCAUGUUGUGAAGAAACUUUGCGAGUUCCUGGAUGACCUGAAAGGCGCUGAGGCCAAAGCCGCCGUCGUCUGGGUGCUCGGCGACUACGCGGAGCGCGUCGAAAAUGUGGGGGACAUACUGGAAAUGUCCUUGGAAACUUUCCCCACCCAGCCUGAGAUCGUGCAGUUCGCGCUGCUAACCGCUGUUGUAAAAAUUUACCUGCGCGGCGACGCCGAGGAGCUGCAGCGCAACACCAACUUCCUUCAGCGCGUCCUCUCCAUGGCGACGCACUCGCCGCUGCCAGAUGUGCGUGACCGCGCCUUCAUGUAUUGGCGUCUGGUUAGCAGCGACAGUGAGGCGGCGAAAAAACUUGUCCUCACCUUCGCAAAGGGCACAACGUUCGCGGUGGAGAACGCCUUGGAGGAACAUCGGCUGCAUAGCUUCUUGUUAGGCAUUGGAAGCCUGGCCUCGGUGCUGCAUCGCCCCUUGCACCUCAUCUACGACAACGACGCACUCCUCAACGAGAACGACGAGGACGAGGAGAACGCGGGGGACGAGGCUCGGGGGCACUUCCUUCCACCGGCCGCUCCCGCUGAGGACACGGCGGGGACAACGUCCGAUAACCUCGUCCGCAGGGGCCAGGGUGCUCGCGACACGGAAGCGAUGCAGGUGGCCCUGUCCGCCGACGAAGGUAGCGGGCUGGAGGUGCGCAUGGGUUGGGCGCAGCUCGGCAACAAGCUGCUGCUAAACUGCCGCUUCUCCCUCGUUGCCGGGGAAGGCUACACACGGCAUGCGGUGAUACUUGCGCUGCAAAUCAAUAGGAACAUAUACGCGCUGGGGUUGGCGCAGGAGUGCCCGGUGGUGGAGCUCGAGUUGGGGCAAAAGGAGCCCGACGCGGUGCAGCUGACGACAGGCACCAACAACGAGAAGUCGCCCGUGCGUGAUCUCCUCGUCGCUGUUAACGCCGACCCCAUCGGGACACGAUAUUUUAUCGCGCCCCCCGUCCCACCGGCCUUGCUGCUUCUCCCCGCAGCUGGCGUAGACACUGCUCUCUUCGCCGAGCAAUUUCGAAGGCUUCAGGCGCCAUCCUGGACGAUGCCCACGGCGCUCACGCCACUGCGGACGGACCCAACACGUUACACUUCGAACGUCCUUCGCCUCCACGGCCUAAAUCCCGUCUACACGGGCAAGCCGCACGGGUCGGAACUUGUGCUCCUUCUCCUCUCGGCAGAAACCAUUGCUGCGCAAAAACUCUUUAUGGAGGUAACCAUACAAGACAACAACGUCAUGUACCUCGGGGUCCGCUGCAAAGACGCGCAGAUUUCCCCUGUCUUCGGCGCAUAUACGUUGCGGGUGCUUUCAGCAGAAGAAACGUACUAG